Aplysia californica (California sea hare) is the source of this 3511-nucleotide messenger RNA. Its product is annotated as ATP-dependent DNA helicase Q5. Bases 322 to 3399 code for a protein of 1025 amino acids. Gene Ontology annotation, biological process: double-strand break repair via homologous recombination. The transcript has 11 exons. Gene Ontology annotation, molecular function: 3'-5' DNA helicase activity; four-way junction helicase activity; ATP binding. The record is from RefSeq and is a predicted model, not a curated record. Gene Ontology annotation, cellular component: chromosome; cytoplasm. Lineage: Eukaryota; Metazoa; Mollusca; Gastropoda; Aplysiida; Aplysiidae.
UGCGUGACAUUUGUGUGUUCUGUAAUGUGUAAUAAUAAUUGAUAACGAUUUUGUUUCUCAUCUAUUAUCUUGAAAGAUAGAACUGCCAAAACCCGCAGCCUUUCUUAGUCUUCUAUAAGAGAAAAGGCUUAGGGUCUUCUUCAUUCUCUUUGAGGAACCACGUGUUGACAUGUUUUGAUAGUUGCCAAUCAUUUGGGUAGCCUGAUUUAGUCUAAUCCUGGAGACUGGAGACUGUCCAGUAGUGGACUUGUUCUGAAAAGUAAAGACAGUUAAGUCGACAAAAAGAGAUUGAAAGAAGAGAUCUUGAAUUUGAUAUUGAAGAUGUCUGAUGAGGAAGAUAGUACACUGCAACACACGCUUCUCAAAGUCUUCAAACAUAAGGAUUUCAGAUCUUCAACUCAAGAGAAUGCUGUAAAGGCCAUUGUUAGAGGUGAACAUGAUGUGUACGUUUCAAUGCCAACAGGGGCAGGUAAGUCUCUCUGCUAUCAGCUUCCAGCAGUUUUAGCUAGAGGAAUCACCCUCGUUGUUUCUCCUCUGAUUGCGUUGAUGCAAGAUCAGUUGGAUCACCUGGAACAGCUAAACAUCCGAGCUGACACCAUCAAUUCAAAGUUGACGGCCAAAGAGCGCAAACGAAUUGUCGCGGAUUUGUUGUCCAAGCAGCCGAGAAUAAAACUGCUGUAUAUCACACCUGAACAGGCAGCUACUGACAGUUUUCGUGGAUUGGUGGACUCUCUUUUUUCCAGAGACUUAAUUUCUUAUUUUGUUGUUGAUGAGGCACAUUGUGUGUCCCAGUGGGGCCAUGACUUUCGACCAGACUACCUCAAGCUUGGAGAAUUUCGGAAGAAGAUUCCAGGGGUUCCUUGCAUAGCUCUCACUGCCACAGCUACUUCACAAGUGGUCACUGACAUUAUAAAACAACUUGAUUUACGAAAACAGCUACUGCGCUUCAAGAUCAGCAGUUUCAGGAAGAAUCUUUUCUAUGAGGUGUGUUUAAAAGAAUUCCUACCAGACCCGUACACGGACCUCCUCAAGUUUGCUCGCAGGUGCCUGGGUGGUGAACUUACUGAUGGGGAGACCUGGAAUGACAGGGGCUGUGGCAUUGUCUACUGCCGUACACGUGACGGCUGUGAGGAGAUUGCUUGUCAGCUAACCAGAAAGGGAUUACCGACUCAGGCUUACCAUGCAGGACUAAAGACAGAUGUCCGGGAGCAGACCCAGACUGACUGGAUGGAAGGACGUGUGCCUGUCAUCGCAGCGACAAUCAGUUUUGGCAUGGGAGUUGACAAAGCUAAUGUCAGAUUUGUGGCUCACUGGACUAUGCCCAAGUCAAUGGCAGGCUACUACCAGGAGUCGGGCAGAGCGGGGAGAGACAAUUGUCCCUCAUGGUGUCGACUGUACUACUCCCACAGGGAGAAGGAAACUGUGGCUUUCCUCAUUGCUACAGAGAACAACAAACCCAAGAAAAAUUUGCAGUUGGCAAAAUUACAAGCCAAAGCUGCUGAGGACAGUUUCAGCGCUCUGCUCAAGUUUUGUGAAACUCCGAAAUGUCGCCAUUGGUCUUUGUCCGAGUACUUUGGUGAUGAGAAGCCAGAUUGUGAGCGUGCCUGUGAUGUGUGUCGGGAUCCUAAAAAGGUGGAAAUAGACCUCUUGAACAUGCAGCGUGGUGCAAUCAACACUCGCAUGAAGUCGGGAGUUGGCGGAGCCAUGAUGGUGAUGAAUGAAGAGGAGGAGCGCAACAUGUAUGGGGGCGGGCGGCGCGGAGCUAAGAAAGAUACAGACGAUUAUGACCGUGGUGCUGGCAGCAGUGAUGAGGGGGGAGAGUACCACAAGGAGAGGGAGGAGGCCUCGCGACAAAAGAAGGAGAGGACAAGUCUGAUCAUGAAGGAAUUCAAAAAGAGAAAAGGAGGGAAGGUUUCUAACAAUAACGAGGAGGAAGAUGAAGAAGAAGAAAUGCCGUCUCCUUUCUGCCCUCUGAGGGACCCACAGAAUAAAAGAGUGCCUAAACUUUUGAUAAAGACGAGAGAGCAUUGUUUUGAAAUGAUUGAGAAAGCUUUUUAUGGAAACUUUGUCGCUGCCUUUUCUGAAGAUUCAGAACUAGUAAAGCGCCGUGACUAUGAGCCUCGUACAUGUGCCAUAGAUGCCGAGUACACUGCCUUCCAGUCUGCCAAAUCGGCCGUGUUAUAUAAAUCUACAGUCAUGAAACUCGUUGGAGAGGCUCGCAAACUUACCCUCACCAACAAACCAUUAGACUGUUUCACUCAGUCUGAAUCCAAAGCCGAUUCAGAUAUGUCGAUCUCGGAGGACGAGGACUCCUGUGCUGCUCCCGUUGUUUGUGGUGGCGAUGACUUCAAUGACACUGGUUUUUCUGAGCCUCAUGUCGGGUUUCAGCGGGCUAGCGAUGUGCUGCUCUCCCGGUCUGGACCCUCCGUCUCCGAUGUUGGGAAUAUUCCUCUUCCCCCUGUUACUGCCCCUCCUCCUCCAGCAUCUUCAUCAGUAUUUCAAACUGCUGCUACUUUGCUCAGAGAACUCGAAAAAGCUAAUAAGGCCAGAGUUUUUGAAGGCUCGAAGAGUCAAGGUGAAAGUAACUCACGAUCAGGUUUCGGCUCCAAGACCAGUGGGGCAAGUGUUAAGUCGGCUGGUAGAGAAAAACCUGUCAGACAAAAAGAAGUAAAUGGAGCUCCUGACAAUUCUUCUGACCUCGUCAUUGACCUCACGGAUGAGAGCACUAGUGAGGACAGAGACUCGAACAAAAAACAAUCUGACUCGAGGUCAGGGGGCUCUACUGGAAAGGCAGGUGCAAGUUCUGCACCAAAGAUUGUCUAUUUCUUUGAGAGAAAAAAUGCAGAGGAAAAGGAGGAGCCUGAAAAUCAAGGAGUUGCAAGUGAUGUGAAAGAAUUACUCGAUGGCCUUUUUGGUGCAUCGCCUAGUACGAAAGACAAACAAAAUUCUGGCGAUAAGAGUAAUGACAGACACAAAGUGAAGUCAAAGACAGUUAGUUCUUCUAAAGAGGAAAGUAAACUUUCUCAAAAACCUGCUGAGAGGGUGAGAAAGGAGCCCAGUAAGCAACCGUCUUCAAAGACUGCUUCCAGUGACAGCAAGAAGAGAAAAAUAUCAGCCGAGCAACUGGCAAUGCAGAGCACUCUCGAUGCCUACCUCCAGCCUGUUGAAGAGAAACCGACCAAACGACCUCGGUCUGACGGAGAUCAGAACAGGACUGUGGGCCCAGCUCCUGACGGCGACAGCAACAAAGUGAAACAGAGCUCACAUAAAGGCCAGGUGAAGUAUUUCUCUGAUCAUUCUUCUUGUGAAAAAAGUUUUGGUCUUUUUUGUUGUCUUCUCCUUUCUCUACUGCAAGUGGUUGGUGGGUGCUCUGGUAGGAUCUGUUUGUUCUUCUUUUAAAAACUACACUGGUCCUCUUGUGUUCCUAGUGAAAUGAGGUCACGAUUACAAUUGAAAAUAUUCAAGGAGACCAAGAAUGGUCGAGGAGAAAAAUGGUUAUCUUACUUAGUAA